CACUCCAAAACCAGCCCAUUUAAAAAUUUUAAAUGCUAAUGGGUUCUCUGCAGCCCAAUUAGAAAAUCCUAGGGUUUUCCCCACCUCUUCCCCUAUAAAAGCAAGCCUCCACUUCUUUUUCUCUCAUCAGAAAUCUAGAAGCGAAGCCCUGCAGAGAAUCCCCGGAGACUGGAAGCCCUAGCCGUCGACUCCUUCUCUCUCUCCCGCGCCGUCUCUCUCCUCUUUCUCUCUCUUCGCCGCGUCUCUCUCCUCCUUCUCUCUCUUCGCCGCGUCUCUUCUCUCUCUCUCUCUCCUCGCCGCGUCUCUCUCUCCUCGCUGUGAGCAGCCGCGAGUGGUGGUGGUGGCCGCGUGGUGUCAUAGAUCUCAGAUCCCGUUUCUCUUACCUCCUAUUCUCAGAUCCAGAUCCAGAACUAGGCUAAGGUGAGGUGUUCUAUUCCAGAUCUUGUUCAUGAUCUUUUAUAUUGUUGAAUGAGGAAUUAGGAUGGUUUAGAUCCUGAUUGUUGUUAGGAUGAUAGAUCAUACUGCAUAAGAACGCUCAUACUGAUUAAGGACAGUAAAUGGAUUGUUUGUGGUAAUUGAAUGACGAAUGACUGAUUGGUCGAUGAUCUAUUCUUGUUUGUGGUUGAAAGCUAGGAUGCUUAGAAAAAAUUAAAAGUAGGUUAAUAGUAAACGUUAACCGGUUGAUUAGAUGAAUGGUAGGACAUCCGUGAGAUGGCUGUUUACUGAAUUGUGUGUGACACCGAGAACGGGUGGCGUCUAGAAAUGAAAGUAAAGAAAGAGUCUAAAGAAUAAGGAAAAGGAAAUGAUAAGAAAAAGGAAAGAAAAUGAUUGAUUAGAAAGUACCCGGAAAGGGUGGAAUAAAUGACCCAAGAAGGGUGGAAUAAAUGACCCAAGAAGGGUGGGAUAAAGUACCCGGGGAAGGGUGGAAAGAAAUGAAACGCGGCGGCCGUAGCGUUCAAAAACGGCGGAGAUGCGGGGCCAUAGCAUCCGAUAAAAAUGGCAGGGUAAGAAUAGAGGCGCCGGUAAGAUUGAGUCACGCCGAGUCUUGGCGGGAAGGGGUCGUAAUACACUGCAAAGGCGGUCCGAACCCGAGGAACUGGGCGGCGGGCCUACCAGGGCAGGCGACUUCACAGGAAGCAGCAAGAAAAGGGGAGGAAUGGUCCGCUUGAGCUGUGUAGGUCCUAAAGUCCUAGGAUGAUGGGAGGUCUUAAAUAAUAAACCGUAUUCUAUGAUUGAGUGAUGACUGAGUUCAUUACAGUGCUUGAUUGUGAAAUGAAACUUAUUAACUAGCUGUUAGGUUGCAUCGACUGAGUGUAGUGACUAGACGGUUCUCGUUUCGCAUUGAGCCGUAUAGAGGCUCAUGGGGGAGACUGGUCUAGAAUCGCCUCACUGAGUAUUAGUACUCACCCCUCUUUUCCCUCUCCCUUUUUGCAGAACUAUAAGUGGAAAUGUCAACGGUAAGGAAGGAAAUGCAACUGAAACUCAUGGGACCAGAAACGGGACACACGGAGAUGUCGGGAAAAUAGACAUGUGUGUCCUAAACCCCGUGCCCUGGAACCCCGGUCGGAAAUGGGAAGGGGCGGGUGUUUCAAUUGGUAUCAGAGCCAGGUUAAGGUCCCUGAAUACUAACUUAAGGGAUCAGCAUUUCUCACCGUUGCCCAUUUCCCUUAUGGUUCUGUUCGACCGUCAUAGCUAAUGUUGAAGGAGAAUUCGAACAGCUCAGAGUUUCCGGCCGAGAUCAGGUUAACAAAAAGUCUUCGUACUGCGGUGUAGUGGAGUUUCAGAGGUUCAGAAAUGGGUAACAAGGAAUUGUAAGGCAAGUAUACAGAGGGAUUAGUCGCCUAGCACGUCAAGUCAAAGGGGUAAUGGAAAGCCAGACAUUCGAGCUGGAGGGAAGCGUCUCGCGGACGACACCGCCCCGCACCGGGCCGGGGAGGUCAGGGAAGGAGGGACGGACGCAAGGCCGAGGCGGGCGCAACUUCACGGAGGGAUUAAACCCUGCAAAGAAAUGGACUUCUGACAUUCAGAUAUCACAGUGAAGCUUGUUCCCAGUAAAAAAAAAAAAAAAAAAAAAAAAAAAGGAAAUAUGGGCGCGGGUCCCACCAUCAGGGCGUGGGCCCGCCGACGAGGAAGGAGCAACCCGGGGUGGCCAAGGGACGGACGGACGAGUAGUGGGAGAAAACCGAUUUCAGAUUGUGAGAACCAAACUAAGGAUCUUCUUGGGGUAAAAAGGAUGAUGGAGGAUCAUCUUGGGGUAAAAAGGACGAUGGAGGAUCAUCUUGGGGUAAAAAGGGAUGAUGGAGAGUCAUCUUGGAGCAGAAUGCAAAAUGUUAAUAAGGAUAUGGGAUCUUCAUAGGGUAAAAAGGCUGACUGUAAAAAAAAAAAAGGGUCAUCUUGGGGCAAAAAGGGAUGAUAAGAACCACACUGGGAUUUUGUCUGUUAAAGCAGCUCUAGUUUGAGAAUUGAUUGAAAACUGCCAUCUAUGCAUGUCUACUAUUAGGUACUGAUCAGGUCUUUGUUUUUACGCUGCAGGAUGUCUUCACCAGUGCAUCACGAGCUCGGAGAAAGACGCAUGCGCUAUGGACCAAAAGGGACAAGGGCUUACGCCCGCAAGCCCUACCGUGACGCUUGGGGCGAUGUGGUACCUGCACUCUUCCCAGACGAGGAGGAAAUGGAGUUCGCGGAGCCGCCGAACGCCCCCAUUCAGGAGACGACCGUGAGUCGUCGGAUUUUGAUGCCCCAUUUCCAGCGGGCAGCCGAGUACAGGCGAUUGAACCAGGGUCAGGGUACUUUCCAGUUUGCACCUGAAGUUGACACGACGCCUCCCACAAGGGGCCGAGGGCGCCCCAGGAAGACGGGGCCGACCAGGGCAGGUCCGGGGCCGAUCAGGAUGGAGGACAGUGUACCAACGAGAAAACGUGGACGUCCAAGAAAGAUUCCGAGCAUUGAUGCAGGGAGUCUGAGGAGCAUAACCGGAAUGUGUCGGUGUGGAACAUUGACGCAGGCCAGGCAAGGACCGCGCUCGGUCCGGGAGUACACAGAGGAAUUCCUGGAGUCAGCCAAAAGAUGCAAGCCCAAGACAGCGGAGGAUUGGUGCCGGUGGUACAAGGCAGGACUCCGCGAGGAGAUUCAGGGCAGGCUGAUUGGUGUGUUGGAACCAUUGGAAUUCGCCUUGGUGAACCGGAUGGCCGGUCAGGCAAUGGAGGCUGAACGGACACUUACUCGUCGGGUCGUCGCUAUCUCGAGCUCUGAGGAAGACGUAGAGGUGGAAGAGGAUCCAUCGGAGGACUCAGACUGGGAAGAAGAGCCGGCGUCGCCGACGGGGAGUGGCCGUGUGGCUGGUCCUAAGCCGGACGGGGAGCAAAAGUCCCCAGUUCGAAGUGGCUAGCUGUGAUUCCAGAGUCAGCUAGUAGGAGUAGGACAUGGUUUUCUUCUUUGGUUUCAGCUUUUCUUUUCUUGUUAUAGGGGUAUUCGCGGAUUUUGGCGAUACCUUGAGACCUAUCUAUUUAUUGUAGUCCUACUCCAUUUCAUUUAUUAAAUUCAUUGUUGGUUUUAAAUGAUCUUGAGCCAGUAGGAUGUCAUUUCGUGCUUCCCUUGUUUGUGUUUGGAAACUCACCCCGGUUUUGGGAUGUUAAGUUCGAACUGAAGAUUUGGAAUUCGGGACGAAUUCCGAAUAAGAGGGGGAGAAUUGUAACACCCCAAAACCAGCCCAUUUAAAAAAUUUAAAUGCUAAUGGGUUCUCUGCAGCCCAAUUAGAAAAUCCUAGGGUUUUCCCCACCUCUUCCCCUAUAAAAGCAAGCCUCCACUUCUUUUUCUCUCAUCAGAAAUCUAGAAGCGAAGCCCUGCAGAGAAUCCCCGGAGACUGGAAGCCCUAGCCGUCGACUCCUUCUCUCUCUCCCGCGCCGUCUCUCUCCUCUUUCUCUCUCUUCGCCGCGUCUCUCUCCUCCUUCUCUCUCUUCGCCGCGUCUCUUCUCUCUCUCUCUCUCCUCGCCGCGCCUCCUUCUCUCUCUCUCCCGGCCGCGUCUCUCUCUCCUCGCUGUGAGCAGCCGCGAGUGGUGGUGGUGGCCGCGUGGUGUCAUAGAUCUCAGAUCCCGUUUCUCUUACCUCCUAUUCUCAGAUCCAGAUCCAGAACUAGGCUAAGAACUAUAAGUGGAAAUGUCAACGGUAAGGAAGGAAAUGCAACUGAAACUCAUGGGACCAGAAACGGGACACACGGAGAUGUCGGGAAAAUAGUCAUGUGUGUCCUAAACCCCGUGCCCUGGAACCCCGGUCGGAAAUGGGAAGGGGCGGGUGUUU
Messenger RNA from Brassica rapa (field mustard), 4296 nucleotides. RefSeq lists its product as uncharacterized. NCBI's taxonomy places the organism in Eukaryota, Viridiplantae, Streptophyta, Magnoliopsida, Brassicales, Brassicaceae. Gene Ontology annotation, molecular function: DNA binding. The record is from RefSeq and is a predicted model, not a curated record.